GCCACAUUCCCAAGCCGUUACCUCAACCAUCCUUACCUCCACCGCUCUCCAACACCGUCAGCGACUGACAGCACUGUCGACCGCAUCUGCGCAGCAUACGCCUGCUCGCAGACCUAUCUGCGCUUCACUAUAAAAGAGAGGACACCAAGAACAGCCUUUCUUUUCAAAGAUCAUUAUUCCCAUCCUGGCGCCCCCUACUGCGCCUCACCUUUACCCACUCCUCUCGUACCGAUCUCACAUCCCCUCUCCGACCGACCUCAUUUCCUCUUCCUCAAGUCGAUUGUACCGGGCGCAAUAUCAUCAUUCCGAGCGAUCGCUAGUCGAUUCCAUCGGAGAUAUCGCAGAGGAAGAUGCAGGAGUCUGUCAUACAAUGGCCACUUGGUUUAGACGUCAAGGAUCUGGUGGGCGCAGGCAUUACGGCGAUUGUCGCGCGUCUUGAUGCCGUCGUCAAGUUCUUCGGGCCGCCGGAAUUGCACUUCUUUGAACGAGAGAAGCUCAUCUAUCAAGGUCUCGGUCGCGACCACAGCGGCAUCGUGCGGUAUUUCGGCGUCUUGGAAAAUGCUAUCAUGUUGCAGUUUGCGAGCCAGACAUCUAUUAGGCAAUACGUUGCAAGGCAGAAACAGGUUCCACUUUCGCUUAGGCUUCGUUGGGUCGAACAACUUUCCGAUGCCGUGCGGUUUAUCCAUUCAAAGGGCGUGUUCCAUGGCGACAUAUCGUGCAACAAUGUUUUCCAUGAUGACAAUCUCGAUGUAAAGCUUGGUGAUUUCGCCGGCUCGGCUAUUCCACCACUCGUCUGUUAUGGGGCCAGUCACGAACUUCCUGGCAAAGAUAUUUCAACAAAGACCGAACUCUUUGCUCUCGGUUCUACUAUUUAUGAGAUAAUGACUGGCUCGAAGCCAUACAAGGAUCUGCCUGAUCACGAAGUAUCUGCUGCUUUCUCCGAGGGCCGCUAUCCUGAUCUAGAAUCUGUCUCUGCCUUCAGGAACACGAUUAUGAGAUGUUGGAGGCAGAGUUAUGCGACUACAGAAGAAGCCCUUCGAGACGUGAAAUUAGAGGUCGCUACCAUUAAAGAGCCACGCAUAUCCCGUUUCUACGCUCUUCUCAGCCAUCAAUUAGUUUUGCUUCCUUUCCUCCUGACUGCUGUUUCCCUGGUUCCGUUUGUAGGCUGGGUAAGGCGCCGGAGAUGACUCCAUUCGUCAUGAAAGACUCAUUAACAACAGGAACAUCACCAAUGAUACCUUUCCACGGGCAGACGCAGUGGUA
This is a messenger RNA of Trematosphaeria pertusa, 1263 nucleotides long. Its product is annotated as kinase-like protein. NCBI's taxonomy places the organism in Eukaryota, Fungi, Ascomycota, Dothideomycetes, Pleosporales, Trematosphaeriaceae. Bases 351 to 1187 code for a protein of 278 amino acids. Gene Ontology annotation, cellular component: cytoplasm. Gene Ontology annotation, molecular function: ATP binding; protein serine/threonine kinase activity. The transcript has 3 exons. Gene Ontology annotation, biological process: protein phosphorylation. The record is from RefSeq and is a predicted model, not a curated record.